Molecule: messenger RNA, 1092 nt
Organism: Diaporthe citri
Lineage: Eukaryota; Fungi; Ascomycota; Sordariomycetes; Diaporthales; Diaporthaceae
Exons: 5
Coding region: 1-1092 (363 amino acids)
Biological process (GO): iron ion transmembrane transport
Cellular component (GO): high-affinity iron permease complex; plasma membrane
Molecular function (GO): ferrous iron transmembrane transporter activity
Source: RefSeq, a predicted model, not a curated record
AUGGCUCCCCAAGUCUUCGCCGUCCCCGUCUUCCUCGUCGUCUUCCGUGAGACCCUCGAGACCGUCAUCAUUGUCUCCGUGCUCCUCGCGUGGCUCAAACAGACCCUCGACGGCCCUGAGCGAGAUGUCAAGGUCUACAAGAAGCUCCGGCGCCAGGUCUGGGCAGGAACCGGCCUCGGCUUCUUCAUCUGCCUGGUAGUAGCAGCCGCCGUCAUUGGAACCUUCUACACCGUCGGCGUCAACAACUGGGAAACCAGCGAGCUUUACUAUGAGGGCGCCUUCGCAUUGUUCGCAGCCAUCAUCAUCACCCUCGUCGGCGCAGCCCUCCUGCGCAUCUCCAAGAUGCAGGAGAAGUGGCGCGUCAAGCUGGCCGCCGCCCUCGAGGGGCCCGUGGUCAAGACGGGCACCCGCUUCGGAUGGCUCAAGAACUUCUCCGAGAAGUACGCCUUGUUCAUCCUCCCUUUCAUCACCGUCCUGCGCGAGGGCAUCGAGGCCAUCAUCUUCGUGGCUGGUGUGUCGUUCUCUGCGCCGGCCACUGCCUUCCCGUUGCCUGCUGUUGUUGGGCUGCUGGUAGGUAUUCUUGUAGGGUAUAUUCUGUACAAGUCCGGAUCUUCGGCCAAGAUGCAACUCUUUCUCGUAGUCUCGACCUGCUUGCUAUACCUUGUCGCAGCUGGCCUGUUCUCCCGAGCUGUCGGUUACUUUGAACAACAGAAGAACAACAUUGUCGGAGGUGAUGCAGCUGAACUCGGAGUCGGCCCUGGCUCUUACGACGUCGACAAGGCCGUAUGGCAUGUUAACUGCUGUAGCCCUGAGUUCAACGGCGGAGGAGGCUGGGGUAUCUUCAACGCCAUCCUGGGCUGGAACAACACCGGCACAUACGGCUCCGUCGUCGCGUACAACGUCUACUGGAUCUUCGUCAUCGCCAGCUUCAUUGUGAUGAGGUUCAAAGAGGUCAAGGGCCACUGGCCCUUCAUGAAGCCAAAGCAUGUUUCCUCGGAGACGAGCAGUGAGUCUGGCGUCAAUGGAGGAGCGGCCAAUGGCCAGGGAGGCAAGAGAGCCGAGACCGAGGAGAAGUCUGUCGCAGCGUCAUAG